AAUCCUGAUUUUUCGAUUUCAUAGAGUGGCAGGUCUGUUGGGAUCUAGGAAUGGACGUCCCGUUACGGUUCAGGCCCUUAGGGUGUAAUGUGUAAACGCACGAUGGGCUACGUCACUAGGUUUCAUCGUCGACUCAUUGGGCUGUAUGUGCAUGUGUGUUUAGGGUUGGAGGCGUGGAGGGAGUUUGAUUUGACGAAGCUACAGCGAGCACCUAGCACACUUUUGUGAUUGGCCCAAUAUAGAUGAUGUAUGUCCGCCAUUUAUUUUUGUCGUCUUCUGGGGCUUCCCUCUCUAGUUAACCAGAUCUCAGCUUGGUUAGCCCACUUUGCUGCCCAACGCGCGAUACGCGCUUGUGUGCGUGUGUGUGUUUGUACGAUUUUCAGGAGAAGGUAAAUUUAUGGUACGAGAAUUUCUGAGAUUGUUUACAAAAAAGAUAACACCAAUUAGUACAAAAAAACCCAAACAUGGCGAGAUCUAGUCGAAAGUUACUGGUGAGGGAAACCCGAGAGUCUUGGGGGAUACCCCGGACAAUGACAAAAAUAAAUGGCGGAAAUACGUCAUCUAUUUUUGGGCCAAUCACAAAGUGUGCUAGGUGCUCAUUGUAACUUCAUGGCAGUCCCUUUUGAAGGCAUUUUCAAAUGAAGUAUAGUCCAGGAACGUUGCCCCAACCACAAUUGAAGUAUUUGAAUAUUCAGGCAUCUAAAAAUCUCUAGCUCUAGAAAUUGGAUUUGAUGCAAAAAAUGCUUUACAUUCCAGUCCUCGCAGAACGGCGGAAUGAAAGAUGUGUCUGAACUCUCCCAUAUGAAAACAAAAAUCUCGAGAACGGAAACCGCUCAAAGAGACUUUGGCAAGUCAAGUUUUUUUUCCUGAGCGUUCGGAGAAAUAGUCCCUUCGUUUUUUUUUCAAAUUGUUUUUCUUAGGCUUUUUGGCUAUUUGUAGAUUUGUCGCUAAAUCUGCUUUUUUUCGAUACAUUCCAAGGUAAACUCAUGAUUAUCAACUUCUGACCAAGGUAGUAUCUUCACAAUUGCUUUACUUUCAAGGAAAAGAGCCUUUAUUUUAUACUUGGAUAGGAUAAGGAUUGUGAUAAUUUCGUCUUGUAUUUUGUCUGGGUGACGUGUUUCUUUCAGUGUGUUGGACAGUUCUGAUGCCUUGAAUGUUCUAGUGUAUGUUGUGAAAUCAUCUGAAUUGUCUCUUCGAUCUAAAGUGUAUAGGUUGACAGUUAUUCUCUUUGCCCAUUCCUGCAUUUCAUAGCAUGAGCAGAAGAUACAAUGCACUUUCAUGGGAAUACUCUUUAGUAAAAUGUCUGAGAUAAGUGAAGCGCAUUCUGUUUGUUCUUUCCUUGGCUCUCGCUAUGCUCUCUCUUCAAGAGAUACUUGGGUGUCAAUGUGCCUUGGCUUGUUUUAAAUUUAAUUGGAUUCAGAAGACUGUUUGCACUAAUAUUGAUAAGGAGUUGUCAGCAAAUUCUAUCUGCAUUAUAAGGUCAUCAAGGAUCUGAAACAGCCUUGCAUUAUGGCUUACUUCAGCGAUGGCAGUGUUGACUGUUGCUAUCUGACACCGCAUCAUGUUACACACCUCCAGGCUGAAAAUGUUUUUCAGCUCAUGUUCAACAGAACAAAUUGUGAACGAUAUAUGAUGGUUGAUAGUCAAUUGUUAUUGGUACGAUCGUCUUUUUGUUGGAAGCGAGAUACAUAGAAAAAUAGAAGUAUUGAAAAAGAAACGAGAAAGGACUUGCUUACGUGUGUUCAAUCUACAAUGCAGAUGCAAAUCACUUACUUCCCUGAGAUGCCAAGUUUGUUUGCUACUUCAUGCUUUGUCUGGCUCAUUGAUUCUGCUUUUCUCUCAUUUUUUAAAUCUAGAAUUCUCACUAGAAUUUGUUUAUAUGGGUCAGGGAGUUGAUACCCAUACUUAAUGAAACAUAAGCAAUUUGAACAAAAACGUUUUCCUUUGUCGUAAAAAAUGCAAUUUGGUUUGGGGAUUUAUUUCAAGAAAAGAAGCAGGGUGAGGGCAACUGUUGCACGUUUGAUUCUGUCAUUACCUUUGUUAAUAAUUUACCUACUUCUGAGGGCUGCAAAAAUCCCACUUUUCAUUUGCCUUUAGGAGGGUUGAUUGAGAAGGUGAUUUUGUGAAAUUCAUAUCAAUGAUCUUUAUUUUUUGUCACAAAUUUUGCGUACUGGAGAAACUGUUUACGGCGCGUUUUUGAGAAAAAGAAAAAUGAGCUGUCACUGAACGAGUUCCAAGUCCGAUUUUUGAGCGUUUAGACUGAUCAUCAGAGGUUGUCAUCGUUGCUGUCACACUAAAAGACUUGCCUGAUGUAGCCACACAAAACAAAAGAGCUGAGGCCAUGCAGGAGUGAAUGUUGUGCGCGUGUGUGCAUUCACCUCCCAGACAGUGUGUUCACCACUUUGCCAUUGGUGCACUCGCGUGUGUGUAGUGUGUAGUGCUUCAUGAUGAUGGAGUAUGGCUGGGACACCUCGGAUGAGGAUGGCGGGAUGGAGAUUGAUCUAGAAGCGAAACAGGAAGAGAUGAAGCAGCCUUCAGGAAAUGCUAAUGUACCAGAGCGAGGGGUUGAGAAAGUUCCAGAGCAGUCUGUCUAUGACCCGUCAGAACCCACUGAUGACUAUGACCCAUCAGAGCCCACAGAGGAAGCGUUCAGCCCCAACGCCGGGGGCAAGUCUCCGUGUGAUGAUGGGGAAGGAGGAAAGGGGAGUGCACAAGUCUCUGACUAUGAUCCUGCUGAGCCAACGGUCAGUGACGAAGAAGAGGAGGUCGUCGACAACUCUGUGGAGAAAGAUGUGGAUGGCGAGGAUGUUGGUGGAGAGGACGGGGCUGAGGAGGACAUUGAGGCAACUGGUCAGGAUGCUGAUGGAGACCUACCUCAAGAAGAAGAAGGGGAGGAAACGGGUGAAGAUAAUGUGAAUCAAAAUAACUUUGAAGACAAUGGGGAUAAUGAUGAUGGGUGUGCUGCUGAGGCGACGGGUGAUGGGGCAGAAAAAGAGGAAGAGGAGGAAGGAGACGGUCGCUGGGACUCUCAAGGUUGCGAGUCUCAGGAGGAUGUAGAUUUAAGUAAUGGUGGCGAGCAGGUUGACAUGCCUGAGGGCUGCUCGUCUCCUAUCACUGCUGACUUGAGCGAAACGUCUUUGCUCCUGGGGCAGGGGGAGUCGGUGGAGGAGGAGGAAGAGGAGGAGGAUGGGAAAGUGGAAGGGGAAGAAGAAAACCAAGAGGGAGUGGAGGAAGAAGGUGAGAGGGAUGAAGAGCGUGAGAGGGAGGGGGAAGGUCAGAGGAAUGAGAUGCAUGUGGAAAGUCCCCCAGAAGUAGAGGAGAGGCCAGAUGUGGAGGAGGUGGCUUGCAGCCCGGAAGAAGACCAGGGGGAAGUCUCUGUUCCCAGUCCUGAUGCACAGAAGGAGGACAGCCGAGCAGGCAGCCCCAGCCCUGAAAAGGGUCAAGACAUCCCACUGGACACGGAUGAGAACACACAGACCUCGGUGGUGGACAAUGAGGAGGAGGUAUACAGCGAUGUGCCUGAUGUUGCUUUUGAUGACAGUGACUUCGUCUUGGAGAAGGAACCCUUUGAUCAGGGUGGCGAAUCUGUAGAGGGAGAGGAUAAACUCACGGGGAGAAGUUUUGAUCAGGAGAUGGAGGAGAACGUAAGUGGAGACGAACGCUUAGAGGAGGUGGACACGGAAGAGAGAGAGAGGUUGCGUCGACAGGAAGAGAUUGACAGCCGGAAUGAGAAAGCACUGGUUGAUUUAUUCCGUGAAGAGAGUGACCCCGAGAAGAUAGAGGAUGACGUGGAGCAACCAGUAAAGAAAACCAAGAAGAAACUAGGUUCAAAGAAGCUGAAAAAGAAAGGAAAAAAGUUGAAAAAAGGUCAGGGUAAGAAAGGAUUGUCCAAGCAGCAGGAGAAGGAAGCAGAGGACCAAAGGUUUGUGGAAAUUAGACGUGACCGGCAGAGUGUGGAGAGUCGGGAAGAGGGGGAGCUGGACACUGAAGGGGCUGGGCUUGGUCGUAGCAAGAGCCAGGAGGAGAGAAUGUCGGCAUACGAGCAAGUGUUUGACCUAGGCCCUGCUAACCAUGGCACCGAGGAGCAGAGGGAGCCAGGGGAGAUUGUGGAGGUUGAUGGCAGCAAGAAGAAAGGAGGGAAGAAAAGAGAGAAAAAGGAGAGAAAGAAGAAGAAAAGCCGGCGAGAGGUGGCCACUAUCGAGGAGGGGAGUCAAGGAGAUGAGGACUCGCAAAAGUUCCCCUCCUUCCUAGCCGGCUUUUUUGUGCAGGAUGAGGCAGGGGAGGAGAUAGAUGAGAAUGUUGACCCAGACCCAAACUCUUUUCAUGGGGAGGAGGAACGGCACUUUCACAGGGUGGAGAAAAAUUACCGCAAGCGCCAUGACUCUGGGGCUGAGGACUCGGUGAAGAGCUUUGACCAACACAUUGAUGGCAGCCUGAACCAGGAGGUGAGAGGGGAGGAGUCGGAACACAGACGCAGUAGACGUCAUGAGGAGAGGAGGCAGGAGUCGAGGGAUAGGAGGCAGGAGAGUCGAGACACUCGCGAGGUCCGCAGGGAGAAAGAACACCGACAUGGCACACCCCGUGACAGGGAGAGGGAGAGGGCUCGGGGAGACCGGGAGAGGGAGAGGAGCCACAGGGAUCGGGAAAGAGAGCGGGAAAAGGAGAGAGAAGCUGGGAGAGAAAGGGAGAGUGGCCGAGAUAGAGAGAGGAGUCGUCGAGUGGAAGUGGAGGAGAGGAGGCGUCGGCAUAGCAGAAGUAGGUCUCAGGAGCGGAGGAGACGCUCUGGGUCAGCAGAGAGAGUCAGGAGGUCACGGUCAAGGGAUAGAUCCUCACGACAUAGAAGACAUAGGUCAAGGUCUCGAGAUAGGUCUGUAGAGCGAGAACGAGAGAGAGAACGGGAAAGGGAGCGGGAGAAGGAAAGAGAGCGAUCUAAACGUAGGCAUCGUGACCGCAGUCGUGAGAGGGACUCUGAGCGCAGGCGUCGGGCAUCUCCGUCCCGGUCACGCAGUCCACGGCGACGGUCUGAGCGGGCGAGCUCCAAUAAAGAAAAUCGCGAUGACAGUUCCCGCAGACGGCGCCAUCAUGCUCGCACACAUGAGGACAGUGAGUCUGAGGAGCGAGGCAGUGGCCGUGGCUCUCAUCGCCGCCAGAGACAUGAACGUGCCCGUAGCAGUAGUUCCUCUUCAUCUUCGUCCAGCACGAGCAGUGGUAGCCUGCGUCAGAAAACCCAUGGUGGGCGGCGCAGCUACCAGAGCCAGGACAGUUCCGAUGAGGGCGCUUCCAGCGACGUCAUUUUGGUUGAACCAGAGAGAAUCGUCAUCAAUCUGGACGAGGAAGAAGACCCUCCUUCUAGGGUAGAUAUCACUCAUGCUAAUGCUGUUGACGACAGUACCACUCUUGUGGAUGGUGAGAGCAUACCGCCCCCACCAGAGUUGUCUGGAAAUGCUCGCCGCAGUGCCCUCAUUCAAAUAAACCCAGCUCCCACAGACAACGAUGCAAGCCGGGAGGAAGAGGAGGAUGGGGAUGCAACCCCAACACGAGAUGAACACACAGAUGCUGUACGCAGGCAGACUGACAGUGCCCGGAAGACUGUCAAUGAGUCUGAUUAUGACCCUGCUCAUCCGACAGAGGAGCCGGAGGACCGCGAAGUGAGUGCGCCCGCUGCUGCUGCCCCCGCACCAAAUUCAGCCCCCAAAGACGCAGGCCCUGUGCCCCCCAACCACCCGCCCCCCGAGGAGGUGCGCCCUUCUCCUCCCCCAGGUCCUGCCCUAUCAGAGAGUGGGCCUCCCUCUCAGGGCCUUGCUCCCCCACUUCCGGGCGCCCCCCCUGCUCCUCACAUGCCACUAGUCAACCACAUGUUCCAGCCACAGCCUCCCCCGCCCGCUCCUCCGCAGCAACAGCAACAACAGCAACCUAUGCCAGGGAUGAUGAGAUUCCCUGGCAUGGCAGGAGGUGGUGGUGGCAGUGGGCCCCAGCGAUUCCCUUGGCCUCUGGGCGGAGGACCCGGUGGGAACAUGCCCCCUCAGAACAUGAUGCAUCAGAACAACAGGCCGGCAGGCUUUCCUCCAGGACAGCCAACAGGCCCCCAUGCUCGAGGGCUCCUGCCUACACCAGACGCUCGACCCAUGUUCCCAGGGGAUGCCCCUCGCCCAGGGCUGCCCUUUUCCCCCUCUAUGCCUCCGAUGUCCCACCAGGGUUUACAGAGGGACUCUGGGGGCCCCACUCACCCUAACAUGAGACCUUCCAUGCCUAUCUCCUCCAUGGCCCCCCUCGCACAACUCACCAGCCUUCUGCCGGCACUGGAGAAGGCCAAACUAGCGUCCCAGCAAGGUGAUCGGGGCAUGCAACAGCCCCCACAAGCGUUCAAAACCCCCCAAAUGCCUGUGAACUCAAUGGGCGGCCCUGGUCUUCUGGGCAAAGGCCCUCUCUCCAACAGCUCGGCUUCCAACAUGGGGAUGGGCCGGUCCAUGGGCGGUGGCCGUAGCAUGCGAUCAGGAGGUCCAGGCGGACCUGAUGAGUCCACGGAGGUGGUGGACAUGGACAUGAGCCCAGGGGAAGACGAUUGUGAACUGGAACUCCCCUCUCCCAACUCGGACUCCUCCCCAGAUGAGCGGCGACGAAGAGGGCGCCGCUCGGACCACAAGGCUUCUGCUGCCGGAGAUUCCAAGGCUGGCCAGGGCAAAGGUCUGGUCCAGCCGGCUGUGUACCUGAAGGUUCUGAGCAAGGUCAUUGAGAAGCUUGCCCCCAAAGGUCAAGGCCAGGUGUCUGGUCCAGACAAGGGCAGACAGUCACGGCGACGGAGGAUGGACGUUCCAGAUGAUGAUGUCCCAGCCAGUGCUGUGGAGCUCACCAACAAAGAGAAGUACAUGAAGAAGCUUCAGUUCCAGGAGCGUGUCAUUGAUGAAGUGAAGCUGGCCAUAAAGCCGUUCUACAGCUCCAAGAAAAUAACUAAAGAACAGUACAAGCUUAUAUUGAGAAAAGCUGUCCCAAAAGUCUGCCACAGCAAGAGUGGGAACAUCAACCCGCAAAAGAUUCAGCAGUUGGUAGAGGCAUAUGUGGGCAAGAUGAGGAAAGGUCACAGUCUGGGCGGCAAGAAAAAGAAAGGGCCUCACCAGGGCGGCAAAGAAGGCAUGCCUGCUGCGGCCAACAAAGAAGCCAAAGAGAGCAGCGGUGGUGGUGGUGGCGGCCCGCAGGCUGUGAGGCAAAACGGAGAGCGUGCCAAGAAACAAGCGAGAUAAUGAUGGUGGAUCUGUAUGAAAGAGGGUGAAUGUUAUGGAGUGUGGUGUAGGUACCAGGAGAACAGGACCUGUUUAUUACGUAUGACUCUGUUGUUGAUGCCUGUAUGUCACGAGAGAGAGAGAGAGCUUUGUGCUGUGCUGUGCGUCAUUGACAUAAAUAAUGUCAAUUUCCGAAUUUAGGUCAGCGACUUUCAGAAUUUGUUACCAAUGCCUGAAUUUAGGUCACGGAGGUACUGAGUUUGUGACCAUUAUUGGACGUGUAGUUCUGGCAGUCUCUGUAGACCAAGACUACCUACUCGACAAUCGGUGAUUGUAGAGAAAUGUUUGUGUAAACCAUUUCCUGUCACUCAGGCACGGGGUGGAGCCAGUAAAAACAUCUCAGCUAGCCAGCCAAUUCUGGUCUGUGCUGUUGUCCUCAGUUUUUUUUGUUGCCAAUCAUAUGUUUUAGUUACCGUACCGCAGACUUUCCCUCGCCAUAACAUGUGUUAUUUCUGUGCGUAAUAGUGGAUGUUGUUAAUACUGAGUGAAAGAUAACCCUCUCAAGGUGUAUAAUCUUAGAGUCUUUGCUACAAGUUUGUGUUUCUGUGAGUGUGGCUGGCUGUGAAAUGAGUGAAUGCUGAAUGCUUCUUUUUUAUGUCUUUGGCUGAGCGGGUUUGUGUGUUCACCCAAUGUCUUUGUACUGUAGAACAUGACUAUAGCGGGACCUACUACAGCGGGACCAUCCCUGCAGCGGGAUCGUACAAGAAUCCCCCUUCUAGUCUCUAUGUAAACUCAAUUACCUAUGCCUGGGUAUAACGGGGCAAGGUGAGGCCCGAACUUGAUACAGCGCGAGAGAUCAAGCAAGCUCUAGCUGGGGAAAGGGGGUGGGAGGCUGAAGGUGGGCUCUCAACAGGCACUCAGCGAUGCAGCGUUGUGAUUGGCCUGUCCAGUGAUGAGUGAGGUGGGUAGGCGGCAGAGAGAGACGCGUUACGUGAGCCACUCUAAAAGUGAUGUGCUAUAGCCUAGACGCUCUGUAUAAGAGCAUAUAUAGGCCAUAGCCCCAGGCUAGGCCAGAAAGUAAAAGAAGAUUAGAGCAUGUAGUGUCUGAUUCCUGAUUCAUUAAAUUGCUAUUGUUGAUGCUCAGGCAUAUGCACGAAUCCACCUCACCAGUUCUACAGCAGGCCUACCUGUACGAUAGACAGCACAAGCAACAAGACCGAGGAAAAGAUGGCUUCCAACAAAGUCAAAAGGAAAUGCUUCCCACUCGAAUUGAAGGCUGAGAUAAUAAUUGACGAGAAAAGGAAGUCUAAGCUAAAGACCAAAUUUUAUUGAUAUGUAAGGGAGGUCAUCAUGUGGAUUUUCCUAUUUUAAUUGGGUAAAUCCUCUUUGCUUACCUUUAGCGGGAACUCGCCAACAGCGAGAUUUUUCCUCUGGAACCAAAAGUCCUGCUAUAGCCGUGUUCUACUGUAUAUUAUAUAUAUAUUAUAUAUCAAAAGAAGAGGUGGUUGAGCUGUUCGAUUCCUGCUGGGGCCUGUUACUUUUAGAAACUUACGAUCUCCAGUUUUUCUAUAGUGUGGUCUUACUGAUGAAGAGCAUUGCUGGCUUCAUCCUAGCCAGCUUGUAAAGGCAGUUGUUGUUAUUUACCAAAGUGUUCUGUUGAUAUGAUCUGACGUGAGCAAGCCUCAACUUCUCUGCUACGUCUGCCCUGGAGGGGGUUUUCCCUGUAUGUGCUGUAGUGUUUGUGCUUGGAGGCUUGUGUGGUGCGUGAUCAUUGGCCAGUUUGGUUUGCUGGGAAUUUUUUGAGGCAGCAGUAGAUUGAUUGGAAGUUGUAACAUUGAGUGGUGGUUCCUGUUGUGAUUUUUAUAUGGGGGAUUAGUCUGUUUUCUUGGGGUUUGUCGUAGAAUUAGGGUGAUUUGCAUUUCUCGUUUUGCUCAUAGUUGAACAAGAUUUUGUGCCAUGUACACGUUGGGUUGUUGUACCGAUUCUGCUGACCGAUGUGUAAUUUUUAUGACACGAAUCAGGAGAUCAAACUUAUUCAUUGACAGUGGCGUCUUUUGUACAGUUGUUUGGCUUUUUAAGGCAGCCUGCCUUCCAGAUCGUCUAAAUUGUGUUUGUGGGGGUGUAGAGCAUUUACUGUCAAAGAGUAUUGCUAGUCUCUUUAAGAUGUAUUGAUCUGAAUUCAAACCGAGGUGUUCCUUUUCCUGGUUCAGGUUGUGGCUAGCCACUGCUGAUAGUGUGAAGACUUAUUUUGUUUUUGUUUCCAUUUGAGGGCAGGCCUCCCUAGUUUGUUAAAAAUCUUUUUCUGGUUCAUGGGUGUGAAAUUGUUAGUUGGUGUGCAGGUUACUGCACUAAAUAUCUGACUAAAGAAUUGAAAGUUACAGUGUCCCACAAUUCUUCUUGAUUGGAAAUAUUUUAUGCGUCCAUGGACAUAAUUGAGAUCAAUUUUCCUUGCCAUUUUCUUGUGAGGCUGCCAGCCCAGUCCAACACUCCUUGGGGGGGUGUGUUCAGUCCAGUGUAAACGCCCCCACUACUAGUGAAGAAUAAAUUAUGAAUCUUGUUCAGUUUGCUCAGGGCUAUUUGAUGGCUGAAUUUACCCUCACUCAGAUGAAGAAAGAGAAUUGUACUUCAUGCCGAAGUGUCCAUUAUGCAGUUAUGUAGGUUUUGCUCUUUGCUUGCAGUCUCCGUAGAUAUAUCUGGCAGAGCAAUAGAUUGUCUCCAUGCUGUGUUUAAAACCACAUGGUCUUUUAAUUAGAAAAAGUGAAAGAUGUGGGUGGAUUGGGAGGUGGGGGGGGGGGGAAUUGUGAAUGAAUGAAUGUCUGCUGUGACUAAGGGUUUGUUGAGGAUUUACAGCCUGUCUGUUGUAUGGCAGGCACUUGUAAUCUCUCACACAUUGAUUGACAUCUAAGGCAGUCCGUUCCUGUUUGUCAGGGUUAAACCUCUUUUGAUAUUGCAUUAAGUGUUGAGGAUACAUUUUUCUGUUGGUUGGACCAUGAGAAUUUGUCAUUAGAACAAACGAGAAUCACUCGUGUCUUCUGACUGUGGGUAGUUGGUGGGUGCUGUGCUGUGGGUUGCUUCUUCUUUCCUUUCUUCGUCCUUAUCUCUCCAUUUUAUGUUUGUUACUUUCGUGUAUCACAUUUAGCCUCCAGCACUUGUAUGGCCUAAUUGUGUUGCAAGUACCAUUAAACUUUUGAAACAAAUGUCUUGUAGCUAAUCAGCCAAUCAAAAGUAGUUGUGUUCAGUGGUUGUUUAGGACCCUGGAGUAAGGGUAUGGAAGUGUCCAGCUGAAGACAAUCGUCAUGGGUUUUUGUAGAGGGAGAAGGGAAGUGAAGACUUCCGUAUGUGAUAGGCAGUGAGGGUCUGGUGUCUAAGAAUCAAGGAGUUAUAUGACUAAUGAGGGGGGGGGGGGGUCACUGAGGUGGUGCAUUGAAAUGAACUGUUUGGUUGUGGGUGGUGUUGUUGAGUUGUGAAGUUAUGUGGGCCUUCUUGUUAACACUCAGUUUUAGGCUAUCCUUAUGUACUGUUCAGAGUGUAAAAUACAAAUGUUGGAAAAAGUUCAUUUUCUGCAAUCUCACGAGAUGAAUUUUUACCCUGAGCAACCCAGAGAAGAAACAUAGCCGUGUAAUGGAACAUGGUUGUUAUGUUUGGCUCCCUGGCACUAACUAUAUUCCUGACACCUGUGGGCAAACCCGAGACAACCUCUCAAUGUAUAUGACACAUUGUCUUGAGGCCUUGUGUGUGCAACGUAUGUGCUGUACCAAAGUGUCACAUUCUGACAUGCGCGUUGUGCCGAGGCCUUGUAUGAGUCCUCUAUGAUAUCAUGUGUUGUGCCAACACCUUAUUUACAUGGCAGACGUGUUGUGCUGCAUUAUCAUAGUAUAUGAGAUGUGUGUAAAGUUGAGACCCUGUGUUCAUAUGUGAGGAGAGUGUUGUGCUGAGGCCUCAGGUACAUAGUGUGUGACACAUGUCUUAUGCUGGGCACUUGUGUAGCAUAUGUGACACAUGUGUUGUUUUGAGGCCUUGUCUAUGUGACGUGUGUUUGGCUUGUCCUAGUUGUCGUACUAUGAAUCAAACAGAUGUAAGUAGUGUAAGCUUUGUACAUAAGCACCAUCAUGUUUUGUCAGUGUUUCAUCUGAAUGUGAAUAUGUUUCUUUUUCAGUGUCACAUGAAUAAAUUAAACAUUUUUUUUUACUGUGUACGUAUGUUGAUCUUCGCUUAAAUUAUUUCAUGACUCUUAAUUCAGUUUUUGCCAACGACUUUUGUAUGUUUCAGUGUAUAAUAAACUCAUUUGCCAAAUAGA
Messenger RNA from Aplysia californica (California sea hare), 11514 nucleotides. Its product is annotated as zinc finger CCCH domain-containing protein 13. Bases 2445 to 7238 code for a protein of 1597 amino acids. The record is from RefSeq and is a predicted model, not a curated record. The transcript is spliced from 5 exons. NCBI's taxonomy places the organism in Eukaryota, Metazoa, Mollusca, Gastropoda, Aplysiida, Aplysiidae.